UCAUCUGCCUUUUUUUUUUCUUGUCCCUUCUUUUCCUAAAUGUUCUGUCAGUAGGAUCCUAUGGCAGUGACCUUGAUAAAGUGUGCGGAAAACCCAAGUUGUCUGGGAAAAUUAUGGGGGGCCAGUCUGCUCUUGAGGGGAAGUGGCCUUGGCAAGUUGGCCUGUGGUACAGAGGAAUUUUCAUUUGUGGAGGUUCCCUUAUUGACUCCCAGUGGAUACUCACAGCAGCCCACUGCUUUCAAAAGUCCACUGAUCCACGUAUGUAUAAAGUCUUUGUAGGCUACAGCAAGUUGUAUGAGGGAAACACUCACUCUCUCCAACUCUCAGUGAGAACAAUUUUCAGCCACUCCGAUUUUUCUAAGAAUCACCCGUUUGGAAGUGACAUUGCCUUGUUGGAACUGAGUUCUCCAGUUGGCUUCUCCUCAUACAUCCUCCCUAUUUGUCUGCCCACUCCUGGGUUAUAUUAUGAAGGGAAAUCUUGCUGGAUGACAGGCUGGGGUACUCUUACAGAAACAGUGCUCCUGCCACCAGGAUCCUAUCUCCAAGAGGCUGAGAUCCCUCUCUUUGAAAAUCAUUUAUGCAAUUUGUUUUAUGGAGUUCCAAUGAGGGACAACUUGACAUAUGACAUCAAGGACGACAUGCUGUGUGCCGGAGACAUCAUCCAUCAAAGGGCAAUCUGUCUGGGAGAUUCUGGAGGGCCACUUGUCUGUGAAUUUUCAGAGACCUGGAUGCAGGUGGGAAUUGCAAGCUGGGGCAUGCCAUGUAACAUACCUGUUUUCCCGAGCGUUUUCUCUAGAGUAUCCUAUUAUUUGGAUUGGAUUGGGGAGAUCAAGAAAUUGGGGCACAAAACAUCACCAACCAAAGCUCCAGGUGUGAACAUCAUUGCCGAGGUAUCAAGAAUUUCCCCUCCAGCAAGCUGCGGGUCAGUCUGGAAGACCUUUCUCCCCUCCCUGGUCUCUGUUCUGCUGCUGCUGCUCUGCCAGGAUCUCUGGAACUGACCGCCCCUCCCACCAGCAUCCCUCUCCCCCCCAAAAGUGCCUUGUGUUCCCCUUUAACCCUCCUCCUCUCCCACCACCCCUUUCCCAACAUGAUCUCACCUUCCCCCUCUUCCUGGCUCUCUUUCCUGUCAGUGGGAUGCAGGUGGACUCCAGGAGGGUCUUGGGUCUGUCCCCUAAGGUGUCAGUGGGGGAGGUGGGGUGAUGGACUGUCUGGGGUACCAACAGGGAAGAUUCUUCUUCUUAGGGAGCUGAAAGCCUUGGCUCUGGGAUUCUGGACAAACACAGUCUUUGAGUACUUAAAAAAGCACCAGGACUUUGACACACCCAUUAAACUGUUGCCAUGAAGAAGACUAUGGAGUUCUGUAAUUCCCUUCGCUGAUAACAGUUGGCAUCUCACGUCCAAGGAUGCGGCAAUGACUUCCAUUCCUAUAGCACAGUAAAUUCGGAAAAGGCUUUUCUCAUAACCCUAAUAUAGAUGGUACAGAUUUCCCCAUUUUACAAAUGAGAACAUUGAGACUUAUUCAAGUUAAAUGAUCCACCCAUGUUUAUAUAGACACUAUUAGGAUCUGGAAUCUGUAACCAGGUCUUUUAUUUAAAGAUCUGGAUCCCUCCAUUUUACAAAUGAGAACAUUGAGACUUAUUAAAAUUAAAUGAUCCACCCAUGUUUAUACAGACAGUAUUAGGAUUUGGAAUCUGUAACCAAGCAUUCUAUUUCAAGACCCAAAAUCCUUCCUAUUUUGUCUUUGUCAUCAGAACCUAGAACACACAGCAAGUAUACAUACAGUAGGUGCUCAAUAAAUGCUUGUGGCUGGUAUAUAUUAUUUAUCUGUAUAAUGUUUCUUCCUAGUAAGAUAUCAUACAUUCUCACAGGAAAGGAAUUGUUUUCUUUUGUCUGUGCCUAGCACAGUGCUAGACAAACAACAGACAUUUAAUAAAUGCUUGUUGAAAUGAACACUACUCCAAUUACAGGAAACCACCAAAAAAAGUUAAAAAAAUUAAAGUUAGGUCAGGAAUGAGUUGUUUCUCU
Sarcophilus harrisii (Tasmanian devil) is the source of this 2025-nucleotide messenger RNA. RefSeq names its product serine protease 38. Gene Ontology annotation, molecular function: serine-type endopeptidase activity. The record is from RefSeq and is a predicted model, not a curated record. The coding region runs from base 114 to 998 and encodes 294 amino acids. The transcript has 5 exons. Gene Ontology annotation, biological process: proteolysis. NCBI's taxonomy places the organism in Eukaryota, Metazoa, Chordata, Mammalia, Dasyuromorphia, Dasyuridae.